ACAAUAUCCCUCGUCACAGUUGAAUCACAUGCUCAGAGAGUGCUCCCCAAGUUCUUCUUUUCUCCUAGCCUGUGUUUAUAUCCCCGGCGCGUCGCCGUCGGUGAACAUAUCCGGCGAUCGCUCCGUUCAAUUCACAGGAGAGAAGAAGUAGCAACUAUAGAGACUUUGAGUUGGGAUUUGCGUGCUUUGUGUCUUCCGUGGUCAAAACUGCGCGCUAAAAGGUAUAGUGGUUUGGAUACUAGAAGAUAGUUCGAGUUUUGUGAGAGUGGGCUAACUCUGAUUGGAUACUAGAAGAUAGUUCGGGUUGUGUGAGAGUGAGUCCUGCUUUGGCUGGGAUCAUAAAAUGUCGUUCCAGCAGAAAAGCUUUUGGAUGCCGAGAGACACUGGGUGUCUUACCGAUGGAGAGAUUGGUUGUGAUAAUUCAUCCAGAAUUGAACCAAAGCGGAGUCAUCAGUGGUUUAUGGAUGCCAGUGGACCAGAUCUAUUCAAUACUAAGAGGCAAGCUGUAGAAGCUGUGAAUGGAAGGUCAGUUUCAGGAGUUCCACAAAUGAAUGUUUUUCCAUGGGAUAACACUCCUGGCUUCCAUUCUGUUCCGGGGCAGUUCACUGAACGCCUCUUUGGAUCUGAGCCUUUACGGACUGUCAAUCUUGUUGAUAGGAAUAUUCCUUCUGUUGGAAGUGGAAAUAUGGAUAUAGGAAUGAGAAGUUUUGAGAAUCAGUAUGGAAACGAUCCUUCAGUGGGUUUGUCUAGGUCCCAUACCAUUGAAGAUCCAUCAUCGUGUCUGAGCUUUGGUGGGAUAAGAAAAGUCAGAGUCAAUGAAGUUAACUCUGACAAUGAAAUGUCUGAAUCUAUGGGGCACUCCUACAGCAGGGCUGAUAACACUGGAUUUUCUAUUGAUGCCUCAUAUAAUAAGAAUGAUGAAGACACCAUAUCGUUGGGCCCUGCAUACAGGAAUGGAAAUGAGAAUACCAUUUCAGUGGGCCACAACUUCAGUAAGGUAGAUAACAAGUUCAUAUCGAUUGGGCACCCUUUCAAUAAAGGAGAUGGCAAUUUCAUAACAAUGGGUCACAACUUUAGAAAGACAGAUGAUAGCAUAUUAUCCAUGGGUCAGCCCUUUGACAAGGAUGAUGGAAAUUUUAUAUCCAUGGGUCAGUCGUAUGAAAAGGGAGAUACGAGUGUCGUAUCAUUGGGUGCCUCCUAUAACAGGGGGCAUGAGGAUUUUACAAUGGGCCCAACCUAUAAUAAAUCCAAUGAGAAUUUCAUGUCAAUCACUUCUUCCUACAAUAAGGGGAAUGAUCACAUCAUAUCAAUGGGUCCUACCUAUGAAAAGGCAGAUUCCACCAUUGUAUCGAUGGGUACUUCCUAUGACAAAGGAGAAUCCAGUGCUCUCUCUAUGGCCCUAAACUAUAGUAAGGGUGAGAGCAAUACCAUAUCCUUUGGAGGUCUACAUGAUGAACCAGAGACAAAUCCCUCUGGUGGCAUCAUUAGUAGCUAUGAUUUGUUUAUGGGUACUCAGAACUCAGCUCAGGCUUCAGAAAUAUCAGGCCAGAAGGAUUUGGUUGAGUCCAAUGCUGACCCAAUUGUAAAUGAUGUUCCGAAAGCCAACUCUAAACUUGAAGUCAACCCCAGAAAAAAGGAGCCAAAAACAACUAAAAAGGCUCCUCCUAACAACUUCCCUUCAAAUGUCAAGAGUUUGUUGUCAACUGGUAUGUUCGAUGGGGUCCCCGUUAAGUAUGUUUCCUGGUCACGGGAGAAAAAUCUUAAAGGAGUUAUAAAGGGAACUGGGUAUUUGUGUUCCUGCGACAACUGCAAUCUCUCUAAGUCUCUUAAUGCUUAUGAGUUUGAGCGUCAUGCUGGUUGCAAGACCAAACACCCAAAUAAUCACAUUUACUUUGAGAAUGGAAAGACCAUCUAUGCUGUUGUUCAAGAGCUGAAGAGCACUCCUCAGGAGAUUCUAUUUGAUGCAAUUCAAAAUGUGACGGGUUCUCCAAUUAAUCAAAAGAAUUUCAGGAUAUGGAAAGCAUCAUACCAAGCUGCCACACGUGAACUCCAGCGGAUCUAUGGAAACGAUGAAGUAAUCAUGCCAUCCUGAGAUGAAAACCCUUUACUUCAUACCAUCCUGAGAGGAAAACCCUUACUUUCCGCUUCUAAAAGAAAAGAAAAAAGAAAACCCUUGGUUUCUGACGAUUUUGAGGUUGGUGGAUAUGUGAUCUGUGCAUAGCAGCAUACAGCCUAUAGAAAAUAUAGACUCCUUUUUGGAUUUAAUAGUUUGAGCAUAUGGAUGUUUAUGACUACUAUGGCUUUUUGUAUUUUCUCUAAGAUUAUUAUUAUUAUUUUUUGUUGAAUUUUUGAAAUUUGGAUUAUUUGUUAGAUUGUAGAUUUAACAGUUUUGGUUGUGAUUGGAGCACUAAAGGUGCCUUUUUCUGUGUUA
Messenger RNA from Carya illinoinensis, 2431 nucleotides. RefSeq lists its product as uncharacterized. The transcript has 6 exons. Lineage: Eukaryota; Viridiplantae; Streptophyta; Magnoliopsida; Fagales; Juglandaceae. The record is from RefSeq and is a predicted model, not a curated record. Bases 344 to 2092 code for a protein of 582 amino acids.